Molecule: messenger RNA, 763 nt
Organism: Nematocida parisii ERTm1
Lineage: Eukaryota; Fungi; Microsporidia
Exons: 1
Coding region: 1-213 (70 amino acids)
Molecular function (GO): RNA binding
Source: RefSeq, a predicted model, not a curated record
AUGCAGCCAGUUGAGUGGAUAGAGGAGAGCAAAGGAAAAUCUGUUAGAGUUGUUUUAAGGACGGGAAAAGUGUAUACGGGAAAGUUUAUAAGCUAUGAUUCCAAUGUAAAUAUUCUUUUUGAAGAUUUACUGUGCUGGCACACCAAGGAAAAGAUGGGAACAACAAUACUUAAUGGCACCACAGUAGCAUAUAUGGAAAGAGUAGCAAAUUAGAUUUAGAUAUUUCAUUUUAUUUAUUCUACGUUUUUAAGAAUUGAUAGAUGAAGUAAUUUCAUUUGAAUAGAAAUUCAUCUGCCAUGGGUGCUCGUCUGCUUUCUUUGGUGCGUAUUUCAUAGACAAAGAAACUGGCGCAUUGUUACUUGGCAUGCUUGUUGAAGAUUCAUUGCAUUCAGAAGAAAUAGAUUCAUCUAAUACAAUUAUAUUGUUUAGUGUUACUUCUUUAAGAGAGCAGUGUCUUUCAUUACUUACCAGAGAAUCAAUAUAAAGUUUGCUUAGUGUGCUAGUGUAUUUGAAAUAUAUAGAGAUUUUUUCUGGGUGGUAAGCCUGUGUCUGAAAUACGAUAGUUUCUAAUACAUUCUGUAUUUUCUCUUGGCACAUAUCUGUAUUAAAUGUAACAAGAAGAUGCUCUAUUUGCGUGUCCUUUAUAAAUGGCAAGCUUUUGUGCAUGCUCUGGCCUAUGCAUUGCAUCUGGCUCGUAUCUGUGCCUGCGGUUGGUAGACUUGCCACGCGUAUUUGAAGAACAUUAUGAGACCUAGCCCUGCAG